UCCACUUCAUCUCCCUUCUCUUCACUGCCGCUGUACCAGCAGGAUUGGAAGCGAUCUGAGAUGACUUCUACAGACACAAGUGUGGUGAUUCACGUGACCAUCCGGACGUUUGAUGGUAAAAGUCGACCGAUGGACAUCGACACAGCAGACACUGUGUUCAACGUGACCAAAAUAAUGAGCAAGCAGAUUGAGAGAAAACCUGAGGACUUGAUGAUGGUCUUUGAUGGUUGCAUCCUGGAGGAUGAGAAGAGGAUCCAGGACUGUGGGAUCCGAAGAGGGAGUCAAGUCAACCUGAUCCAACGCUACAAAAACCACAAGACAUCCCUCCUGAAACGGCAGAACUCCUAUUUAAUGCGAUAGUGCAGCGGACGUGGAAAUGCAAAUAAGGUUGUUUUUUUUUUUUUUUUUAUGACAGACGAGAAUUAUAUCAGCUUCCAAAACGAUGAUGAACUCGUAUGAAGAAAAAAAAAACUCUAUAUACAAAACGCUUUCCUGUUUUCAUGAACUGAAUGUUCUGUCACGAUAUAUUUUAGGAUGAGGAAGGUAAUUAGUCUUUUUUUGUUUUUUAUUUACACCACAAAAGGCGAAACGACCCAGAAAAAAGCGCUUUUUAUUUAAAGACAGCAGAGUCGUCGCUCCUGUUCAUCAGAUUAGUCGCUCGGCCGCUGGUAUAAACACGAGGAGGCAAAGGUGGGCAUUGUAAAACACAGAGAAGCAUUGUAAAGCACAGAGAGGUCUGGUAAAGCAUAGGGAAGCAUUGUAAAGCACAGAGAGGUCUGGUAAAGCAUAUGGAAGCAUUGUAAAGCACAGAGAGGUCUGGUAAAGCAUAGGGAAGCAUUGUAAAGCACAGAGAGGUCUGGUAAAGCAUAGGGAAGCAUUGUAAAGCACAGAGAGGUCUGGUAAAGCAUAGGGAAGCAUUGUAAAGCACAGAGAGGUCUGGUAAAGCAUAUGGAAGCAUUGUAAAGCACAGAGAGGUGUGGUAAAGCAUAGAGAAGCAUUGUAAAGCACAGAGAGGUCUGGUAAAGCAUAGGGAAGCAUUGUAAAGCACAGAGAGCUGUGCAAAACUGCAUAAUUAUCCAGCUGUGUGCAAUGUUCAUAUCAAUGGUAAAAUCUAAUGGUUUUUAAAACCAAAUUAGCUGCUUAAUGUCCUGUGAUAGCGUGUGUGUGUUUGUGUGUGUCCAUGUGUACAUCCCUUAUCAAAUGUAUUUUUAAAAUACAAAUCUAAAUAAAA
Molecule: messenger RNA, 1231 nt
Organism: Acipenser ruthenus (sterlet)
Lineage: Eukaryota; Metazoa; Chordata; Actinopteri; Acipenseriformes; Acipenseridae
Exons: 3
Coding region: 61-360 (99 amino acids)
Molecular function (GO): protein binding
Source: RefSeq, a predicted model, not a curated record